Molecule: messenger RNA, 748 nt
Organism: Mus musculus (house mouse)
Lineage: Eukaryota; Metazoa; Chordata; Mammalia; Rodentia; Muridae
Product: predicted gene 10340
Exons: 6
Coding region: 26-748 (240 amino acids)
Source: RefSeq, a predicted model, not a curated record
CCAGCAGUAUACUUUCCAGUGAAAAAUGCUAAGAUCAGAAACUCAUGUGAAAGCAUAUGUUGGAAUGUUUUCCUGGCUGCUCAGGCUAUUUCAGAAAGAGAAUGGCGAUGAAGGAGAGACCAGACCAACAGAGAAGGAAGAGGGAAUCCUUUCUCAUGAAAAAGGAAGAAGGAAAUGGUUAUGGAGAAGGCACAGGUCUGCUAGAAAUACUUCAACCCAAAAUUCCAAAAUGACUAAGAAGAGAUCCAAAAGAAAUGAACUAGAAGAACUGAAAUUGGAUAUGAGGAAGAUCAGCAAUGACAUGGAGGAAAUGUGUGGAAUCCUGAACCUUUACAUGUAUGAGGAUUUGAACUACAGGAUGAACACUGAAUUCAACAUCAUUAAAUCACAACAUGAGAAGACAAUGUUGGAUAUGAAUAAAAUGAUCCAGUCCAUAAUUGGUUCCAUGCAGUACUCCAAGGAACUGAUAGAAGAUAACUAUUCCUACAGCAUUAAGGAGGACCACCUCCUCCGUGAGUGCACUCAACUCCACGAAAACGUAAGGAUAUUACUGAAUGAGAACAGAAGGCUGCUGGUGGAGCAGGCUGGCCACAAGUGUCCUGUGGGGAAGAAAAGAGGUUCUCUGAGGAGGCCAGCAAGAACAUCUGUGUCCCAAGUGCCAAGGAACACCAGUCCAGAAGAAAGCAGAACAUGGCACAGACCACGACAUAAUCUCCCUCAAAGAGAAGUGCUGGAGGAAGAGCACUGA